This is a messenger RNA of Nerophis ophidion (straightnose pipefish), 2508 nucleotides long. RefSeq names its product DC-STAMP domain containing 2 (gene dcst2). NCBI's taxonomy places the organism in Eukaryota, Metazoa, Chordata, Actinopteri, Syngnathiformes, Syngnathidae. Gene Ontology annotation, cellular component: membrane. The record is from RefSeq and is a predicted model, not a curated record. The transcript is spliced from 15 exons. Bases 90 to 2081 code for a protein of 663 amino acids.
AAAGGAGCGUGCGCGACAAAGACGCGUGACGCGUGCACAUUGGCAGCCGUUGUUGCGGCCAUCAAACUAUCGCCGUGCAUGUACACGUGAUGAGAGGAGACGCGCGCAGCAGGUCAGCGCUGUGCGCUCACUUCCGGCGAUGGAAGAUCAGAAGCCACCUGAUGGAGGCAGGCUGGAGCCUGCUGGGGUUCGCGUCCGGCUUGCUCAUGGCGACGGCAUACGGCGCCAUAAUGCUCUCCCUGCAGAAGCAGUCGCUGUGGGUGUGCGUCUACAGCACGCUGGGCGUGGCGGCGGUGGCGGCCUUCGGGAUGGGACUGUCGGCGGACAUGCGCGGCAGCAUCAUGGUCAUGUUGCCCUCGAUGUGCUCAGCUCACGGACGCAACUUCCUGCUCUUCCUCUCCACCUCGCUGGUUCUGUCCGGACCGCUCGCCAACACGAUAGAGAACACGGAACGAGCCGCCGCCAGCCUGCAGUGUGGCGCCGAUUUGGCGGCCAAACAAACGCGGGAGUUGAUGCAAAAAGCAGCCGCGCCCCUCCUCUCCGCGUUGGAUCAGAUCCGCGAGAUCUGCCGCAACGCCGUCGCCACGUCAACAAGGGUUGAGAAGCUGAUCCUGUCCCUGACCGACGCCGUCCGCCAUGUCGCUCGCACUCUAAGGAAUGUUCUCCACUUCCUGGUGGACAUCGGAGACGUCUGCAACGACAAGAUGGGCUCGCCGUACAAGAAGUGCCGGAGCAUCUUCACGCAGGCCCGUGUGGACUGCGACGCCCAGCUGGGGGACUUCAACUUCCUGUGUGAGAUUGUCAGCGGCUUCAUGCGCCUCUGCGAGCUGGCCCGCGCCGGCGAGCUCUUCUGCGUCAUCCCCGCCUACGUCGCCGAGCACCUGAGGGAACACCUGGCCGAGCCUGCUGUCUCGGCCUUUCAGCGCAUGCGGCGCCAGUUCGACUUCAACGUGACGGUGGCGGCCAACUUGGAGGCGGACGCCAACGUAAGUCGGACAUUGGGGAAGACUGCUCAAGACAUCCUUGAGGAGCUGACCUCAGACCUGCGAGUCUUGAAUAAGCUGAUGGGUCCAUUCGCCUUCGCCGGGCCGGUGCUGCUCGUCUGCUCUUUGUUCAGGGCCGUGCAGUACAGACGCAGAUACUUGAGUCUGAUGAGUUUUGACAACAUAUACAUCAGCGCUCAGUUUGUAGAGCUGGACCGUCAGGUGACCGCUGGGGGCGGGGCUUCCGUCUUGCCGAUCACUCGCAGAGAGUCGACCAUGUUCAUCACGCCGCUGUCGUUGCGACUAACGAGCCGUGAGUGGCGGGUGGCCCUGGUGGGCGGGGCCUGGGUGCUGAGGCACGCGUUGGCGGCCGGCCUGCUGGUGGCGCUGGACUUCCUGGUCUUUUGGCUCCUGGACCAGGUGCACCGCCAGGUCCAGAGCGACGUCCUGGGUCAAGCUCCGGUCUCCGUGGCGGUGCAGGUUAACGGGUCGGGUUAUAUGGCGGACAUCAUGCGGGACGUGGUGGCGUCAUUCAACGUCCUGCAGGGAGGGAAGGUCACAGCAAUCAGCACAAAGUGUAUGCUGGCGCCGUCGGAACCGGACUACGCCGACUGCUUCACCUUAGGCUUCCUUUUAGGUCUGGCCCUGCUGGUGUCGCUCGUCGGAGGACCUGUGCAGCGCGCCCGACGACUCAUGUGCGCUUAUCUCUAUCCUGAGACCGAGCUGGAGCGUGUCAAAUUCCUGCGCCAGCUGAUCAUGGACAAUAGGAGGGCGACGGGAAGGGCGCUAGUGAGGGUGAGGCCCAAGAAGCAGGCGCAUGAAGAGCAGCUACGCCGCCAUCUUGCUGCGCUGUUGCUGAGGCUACCAAGGGGAGGAGCUUACCUGUCUGACCUGCUGGCCUCGUCAUCAGACAUGUGUCUGGCCUGUGGCAGAGGGGCGGGGUCUACGUCCUUCGUCUGCGAUGUUCCUAAUUGUCCAGGUGUGUACUGUCGGCCAUGUUUCUGCAGUUUGGGGAAGGUGUGUGACGCGUGUGCGCGACCCUUGACCUUGCAGCAGUACAGCGAAGAGGAGAUUGACUCCAGUGCUGACGAGCGUUAGACCAUCAAGGUGCGGAGCGUCGUGCCACCAGGCUCUGAUGUCAGGCGGGUGAUGCUCAUACACAUUCUCCCCUCCGGUGAAUCGCACGCCGCCUCCUUCCUCAACACCGCCGACCGGCGUGAAUGACGUUGGAAAGCGUUGUGUGUGUACUUGUACAUUGUCUCUACUGUUGUGUUCUUUGUAACGACCAUGUUUGGCGUUCCUGUAGGCGGAGCCACCUGCACACCCCAAUUACAUUCUACACUCCAAAAAAAUGAUUCAAGCCCUUCUUAGAUGUGACACAUUUAAGUAUUGUUGAAUUUAUUCAAAAAUAUCUAGUUUUAAAAUAUACACAUAUAUAUUUAGUCAGUGAAACAUAAAAUUUCUCAUAAUUGAUCCAAUGGGAUUGAUUUGAUGUUGAUCAACGCAAAAUAAAUGAGUUCAGAAC